This is a messenger RNA of Perognathus longimembris pacificus (Pacific pocket mouse), 4188 nucleotides long. It is a transcript of the gene Kcnc4, whose product is annotated as potassium voltage-gated channel subfamily C member 4. The record is from RefSeq and is a predicted model, not a curated record. Gene Ontology annotation, biological process: potassium ion transmembrane transport; protein homooligomerization. The transcript is spliced from 4 exons. Bases 822 to 2699 code for a protein of 625 amino acids. Gene Ontology annotation, molecular function: protein binding; delayed rectifier potassium channel activity. Lineage: Eukaryota; Metazoa; Chordata; Mammalia; Rodentia; Heteromyidae. Gene Ontology annotation, cellular component: dendrite membrane; axon; neuronal cell body membrane.
GCGCGGCGCCCAGUCCGGCGCAGCUCCUGGCCGCGGACGCAGGACUCGGGCUCGCUCCGCGGGCGCGCUUGUUUUCCUGCUGCCGCCUCGCCCUGCGCAGCCCCGGCCCUCCGGUCCUCCUCGCUCCGCUCAGCCCCGCCCGCCGUCCGUGCCCUGCGCUGGAUUUAUGAAUGGGGGGACAAGGCCACAUGCCGCCGCCGCCUCCUCGUGCUGACCGCACGCAGCCCGGGCCCGCGGAGCUGCGGCUGCUGUGAGAGCGUCGGCCGGGCCCCGGCAGCCUCUGGGAGGACUUGUUGCUGCCCCUCCGCCGCCGCCGCCGCCGCCGCCGCCGCGGAGAACCCGCCGCUCCCUGGCUCGGCGCAGUCUGGGAGCCCGAGGGCGGCCCGUGUGAGUGCAAGCGCGCGCGCCGCCAACCCCCGGCCCGCUCCGGGACCGUGCACCUCUCCAUCUUCUGGGGGGGGCUAGGGGGCGUGUCCCCGGCCCCGAGUGCCCUUAAUCCCAAGCCGGCGCCGUGCCUUUGCGUGCCUCUACCUCCCCGGGGCCCUCGCUUGAGUCCUCUGCUCUCGUCUCCUCCUCCGGCUGCCUCCCUCCCCGGCGCUGCCUCCCCAAAUCCCAACCACCUGUGCACCCGGGAAAGCCAACUCCUCCCGCUCGGCGCCCCGGGGGGGAGGCAGGGGCAGGGCCGCGCCGCAGAGGGGGCCGCCGCCGCCUCCGGCCGCCUCCUCCGCCUCUCCUCCCCCUCCCCCGCCUGACGCUGCCUCCUCGGGAAGGGUGUUUGGAGGGCAGCGGCCGCCCCAAGCCGGAGCCCCGCAGCGCUUCUUAUGAUCAGCUCGGUGUGUGUCUCCUCCUACCGCGGGCGCAAGUCGGGGAAUAAGCCUCCGUCCAAAACAUGUCUGAAGGAGGAGAUGGCCAAGGGCGAGGCGUCGGAGAAGAUCAUCAUCAACGUGGGCGGCACGCGACAUGAGACCUACCGCAGCACCCUGCGCACCCUCCCGGGCACCCGGCUGGCCUGGCUGGCCGAUCCCGACGGCGGGGGCCGGCCCGACUCCGAUGGCGGCGGUGCGGGCAGCAGCGGCAGCAGCGGCGGCGGCGGCGGCGGCGGAGGAGGAGGCUGCGAGUUCUUUUUCGAUCGGCACCCGGGCGUCUUCGCCUACGUGCUCAACUACUACCGCACCGGCAAGCUGCACUGCCCGGCCGACGUGUGCGGGCCGCUCUUCGAGGAGGAGCUCACCUUCUGGGGCAUCGACGAGACCGACGUGGAGCCCUGCUGCUGGAUGACCUACCGGCAGCACCGCGACGCCGAGGAGGCGCUCGACAUCUUCGAGAGCCCAGACGGAGGUGGCGGUGGCGCGGGACCCAAUGACGAGGCCGGCGACGAGGAGCGGGAGCUCGCCCUGCAGCGCUUGGGCGCCCACGAGGGAGGCACCGGGCCUGGCUCCGGGUCCGGGGGCUGCCGUGGCUGGCAGCCCCGCAUGUGGGCGCUCUUUGAGGAUCCCUACUCCUCCAGGGCGGCCAGGGUAGUGGCCUUUGCCUCUCUAUUCUUCAUCCUGGUCUCCAUCACCACCUUCUGCCUGGAGACCCAUGAGGCCUUCAACAUUGACCGCAACGUAACUGAAAUCCACCGGGUGGGGAACAUCACCAGCGUGCGCUUCCGCCGGGAGGUGGAGACGGAGCCCAUUCUCACCUACAUCGAGGGCGUGUGCGUGCUGUGGUUCACGCUGGAGUUUCUGGUGCGCAUCGUGUGCUGCCCUGACACGCUGGACUUUGUCAAGAACCUGCUCAACAUCAUCGACUUUGUGGCCAUCCUGCCCUUCUACCUGGAGGUGGGACUCAGCGGCCUGUCCUCCAAGGCAGCCCGCGACGUGCUGGGCUUCCUGCGCGUCGUGCGCUUCGUGCGCAUCCUGCGGAUCUUCAAGCUCACGCGUCACUUCGUAGGGCUGCGUGUGCUGGGCCACACGCUCCGCGCCAGCACCAACGAGUUCCUUCUGCUCAUCAUCUUCCUGGCUUUGGGCGUGCUCAUCUUUGCCACCAUGAUCUACUAUGCAGAGCGCAUAGGGGCCAGGCCUUCCGACCCACGGGGCAACGACCACACCGAUUUCAAGAACAUCCCCAUUGGCUUCUGGUGGGCUGUGGUCACCAUGACGACGCUGGGCUACGGGGACAUGUACCCCAAGACGUGGUCCGGCAUGCUGGUGGGGGCACUGUGUGCACUGGCAGGGGUGCUGACCAUAGCCAUGCCCGUGCCUGUCAUUGUCAACAAUUUUGGCAUGUACUACUCCCUGGCCAUGGCCAAGCAGAAGCUGCCCAAGAAGCGGAAGAAGCAUGUGCCCCGGCCAGCCCAGCUGGAGUCGCCCAUCUACUGCAAAUCAGAGGAGACCUCACCCCGGGACAGCACCUACAGUGACACCAGCCCCCCUGCCCGGGAAGAGGGUGUGCUGGAGAGGAAACGAGCAGACUCUAAGCAGAAUGGUGAUGCUAAUGCGGUGCUGUCUGAUGAGGAGGGAGCUGGCCUCACCCAGCCCCUGGCCUCUGCCCCUACCCCUGAAGAGCGCAGGGCCCUGCGACGCUCUGGCACACGGGACAGAAACAAGAAGGCAGCUGCCUGCUUCCUGCUCAGUGCUGGGGACUAUGCCUGUGCCGAUGGCAGUGUCCGAAAAGAGUUGGUUAUGGUCCCUCUCCUUACUACACUGGAACUCUGAAGACCUGAGAAGCUGGUUGUUCCUGGAGUGAGUGGCUCCUUGCACCCCUUUAGCCUGGAACUAGGUUGGCAGAGGGGUGGUGAUGAAGGGCCUGCCCCACUCUCUGGCCCAUCUCUGCUCCUCCUUACCUUAGCCUUGGGAUCCCUAUGCCUCCAACUCUACUCUUGGCCUGUUCCUUAGCCCUCAGCCUGGGGAUUCACAGCUGGCUUCCUUCUAACAUCUUUUUCUUUGUUUCUCCCUUUCUUUUGCUUUUGAACUCUUGUCGUCCCCUCCCCCAAGGCAAUGUUGAACCGAAAGCGUGCGUCCCAGUGUCUCACACCUGUGCUCUUUAAACACAGAGACCUGCCAAGACGCCCUCUCGUCCAACUAUGCCCAGGCUGAAGUCCUCACCCUCUCUUAAAGCGGCACCAGCGUGAGAGACAGACAGACAGACAGAAAGCCAGAGACAUAGGGAAACUCUGGAACCCAGACACGAAUCUUUUUGCUGAGAGACUCCUAUAUCCUUGUUUGUAUACCAGACGGGUGGAAAAGCUCCCAUGUGACCCUUAGGACCCAGACCAUCUGGGUCCUGCUGUUCUGUUCUACUGUACAUUGAAGAGAUAUAUAUGCACAUAUAGUAUCUAUAUUCAUACAUACUAUACUCCUGUGUGUAGUGCACGUGCUACUGGUGGUCUGUCUUCUUUGUUAGGCUUCGUCUCCCUAAACCCGCUCCCUCCCCUGUUUCCCAUCCUCUUCCCCUUCCCAGAUUCCUUGUUUCUUCUGACUGUGUGUGUGUGUGUGGAAUGUCCCAGGAAAAGUGAUACCCCCCCCAAACUGCCCAUCCAGCGGGGUGGUCCCAGGCUACUCUCUCUGGGGGUGUUUCCCCUGCCAGCAGAUGGCCUAUUGGAAUCUGUUGAAGGUGAGACUUCCUCCCAUCCGUCCCCACCCCUGGUCACUGCUUCACUAGCCCAACCCUACUCCAGAUUGGGACUCUACCUCCCACCCCACACUCCAGUUGUGGGGGGACAUCCGGGGCUCCUGUGUAGCCCAACCACUCCUUUCAACAACCUGAUCUGUGCCCUUGGCAGAGGGGGGCAUGUCGUUAUUUUCAACUUUGACCUUUUUUGUCUCCCUGGUCGUAUGUUUCUGAAGAUGCUUCUGGGCAGACGGGCAGGGAAGGGGUCUGUUUGCCCAUCUAGCUCAGGGGUCUGAGAAGGGGACGCCUUGGGUGAGAGGAGACCAGUUGCAAUACUGUACUUCCUGGCCAGUGGCCAGAGGAUGAGUGCAAUAGCAGAGGCCAGGUGACCCCUUCCACCUUGGCCUCUGCCCCUCCCUCGGCCUCCCUCCCCACUCUCUUCCUUCCCUGCGCCUCCCUGGUGUUGGUCAGUCCUUUUCUAAAGCUGUACCUUCAUGUGUGUCUGAGGCAUGCCUAGGCUGGGCUCUGCUGCCCUGUCUGCAUGCCUUCAACUGUCAUGCUGUGCUCGAGCCCCAAUAAAGACAUUCAAGUGUC